Salvelinus fontinalis (brook trout) is the source of this 2747-nucleotide messenger RNA. RefSeq names its product annexin A3-like. The transcript is spliced from 13 exons. The record is from RefSeq and is a predicted model, not a curated record. Gene Ontology annotation, molecular function: calcium ion binding; phospholipase inhibitor activity; calcium-dependent phospholipid binding. The coding region runs from base 119 to 1093 and encodes 324 amino acids. Lineage: Eukaryota; Metazoa; Chordata; Actinopteri; Salmoniformes; Salmonidae. Gene Ontology annotation, cellular component: cytoplasm.
CUACACCUCAGCUCAGGUAAAGGUGUGGUACUGCGUGGAAGAGUUCUGCUGUCGCCUGUUGUGUUGAGUGGGAGCUAAACUUCAGACACGGAUAUUACUGGUCCACAUCACCAUUGAAAUGGCAACUUUAUGGACCGGGGAGAGAGGGAGCAUCAAGCCCAAGGCAGAUUUCAACGCAAAGGAUGACGCUGUGGCUCUCAGAAUGGCCAUGAAGGGACUAGGUACAAACGAGAAGACCUUAAUAGAUGUUCUAACUCAGAGGAGUAGUGGUCAACGUCAGCUCAUCUGUAAAGCUUACCAAGAAGAAGCCACUGGCAAGACUCUGGUGGAGGACUUAGAAGGGGACACCCUUGGUCACUUUGAGGACCUGCUGGUCGCGCUGGUCACACCCCCUGCCAUCUAUGACUGCCAGGAAGUCACCAAGGCCAUGAAGGGAGUUGGGACUAAAGACAGUGUCUUGAUAGAAAUCUUCGCCACAAGAUCCAACAAACAAAUUAAAGAGAUUUCUGAUGCCUAUUUAAAACAAACUGAGAAGAAGUUGACCUUGGACCUGAAGAAGGAGCUUUCUGGAGAAUUUGCUAAAGCUAUUCUCAUUCUGGCCAAGGGCCAGCGGGAUGAAAACACACAUGUGGAUGCAGCCAAGGCCAAAGAGGAUGCUAAGACUCUUUACAACGCGGGGGAGAAGAAGUGGGGGACAGACGAGUCCAAGUUCAUCGACAUCCUGUGUCAGAGAAGCAUACCUCAACUCAGACAAACUCUGGUGGAAUACAAGACCAUCAGUGGGAAGAGUCUGCAGGAGAGCAUCGAGGGAGAGAUGUCUGGGGAUCUAGAGGAGCUACUGGUGGCCAUUGUGAAAUGUGUGAAGAAUGUCCCAGCAUACCUAGCUGAACGUCUGCAUCAAGGCAUGAAGGGUGGAGGAACGGAUGAGUGUACCCUGAACCGUAUCAUGGUUAGCCGGGCAGAGAUCGACAUGCUGGACAUCAGAGCAGAGUUCAAGAAGCUUUAUAGCUGCUCUCUGCACUCUGCCAUCGAGUCGGAUACAUCUGACUUCUAUGGGGACUGUCUCAAGAAGAUCUGUGGAGGGGACGAUUAACAAUGUAACACUAUGGAGGGGACGACUAAGACAGCAACACAACACUGCAGCCAGAAGAUUCCUGUGUAUCAUACUGGUGCUACUACUGCUACUACUACUGCUACUACUAAUACUACUACUACCCACCAAUAUUACUACUAAUACUACUACUACUACUACUACUACUACUACUACUACUACUACUACUACUACUACUACUACUACCGACUAAUAUUACUACUACUACAACUGCUACUAAUAUUACUGUUACUACUACUACCACUACUACUACUACUACUACCCACUAGUAUUACUACUACUACUACUACCACUUUUACUGAGCUACCUUCCUCUCAGUCUACCAUUCCAAUAUACAGUACUGGGUCGUGUUCAUUGGCCACCUGAUCUAAAAAAAUAUAUAUAUACUGAAAAAGGGAGGGACUAGAUGGACCAAUAAGAAACACUCAUUGUCAUUUUCCGUUGCAAUGCCCUAAUGAACAUGACCCUACUGUCUUCCUACCAAAUCUACUCGUCUUAUAAACUUUUAAAUUAAUAUUUUAGAAUAGCUGUUGGUAGUAGGGAAUCAUUGUAAAUCAGUGCUGUUUGAUUUUACGUGAUGACUGUUCUCUUUUAAUCUCUCUCUCUAGUCUGAUAGCCACAAAUCUGAUAGCCACAAAUCUGAUAGCCACAAAUCUGAUAGCCACAAGUCUGAUAGCCACAAGUCUGAUAGCCACGGGGAAGUCUGAAAGCCAUGGGAAGUGUGAUAGCUAUGGGGAAGUCUGAUAUCCAUGGGGAAGUCUGAUAGACAUGGGAAGUCUGAUAGACAUGGGAAGUCUGAUAGCCACAGGGAAGUCUGAUAGCCAAAGGGAAGUCUGAUAGCCACGGGGAAGUCUGAUAGCCACAGGGAAGUCUGAUAGCCACAGGGAAGUCUGAUAGCCACGGGGAAGUCUGAUAGCCACGGGGAAGUCUGAUAGCCACAGGGAAGUCUGAUAGCCACAGGGAAGUCUGAUAGCCACGGGGAAGUCUGAUAGCCACGGGGAAGUCUGAUAGCCACAGGAAAGUCUGAUAGCCACAGGGAAGUCUGAUAGCCACAGGGAAGUCUGAUAGCCACAUUGAAGUCUCAUAGCCACGGGGAAGUCUCAUAGCCACGGGGAAGUCUGAUAGCCACAGGGAAGUCUGAUAGCCACAGGGAAGUCUGAUAGCCACGGGGAAGUCUGAUAGCCACGGGGAAGUCUGAUAGCCACGGGGAAGUCUGAUAGCCACGGGGAAGUCUGAUAGCCACGGGGAAGUCUGAUAGCCUCGGGGAAGUCUGAUAGCCACGGGGAAGUCUGAUAGCCACAGGGAAGUCUGAUAGCCACAGGGAAGUCUGAUAGCCACAGGGAAGUCUGAUAGCCACAGGGAAGUCUGAUAGCCACGGGGAAGUCUGAUAGCCACGGGGAAGUCUGAUAGCCACAGGGAAGUCUGAUAGCCACGGGGCAGUCUGAUAGCCACAGGGAAGUCUGAUAGACAUGGAGAAUAUGAAAAGUGUCUGGAAAACCUCUGUGGAGGAGAUGAUGAAUGACACAAGUCCAACACUCUCUGUGUUUCCUUCAGCAAACUAUGUACUGCAUGUGUGCUGUACUUGCGUUUUAUGACAUGAUUCUAACUUACAUCAAUAAAAACAUCUAAUUAAGAA